This is a messenger RNA of Octodon degus (degu), 1520 nucleotides long. RefSeq names its product eukaryotic translation initiation factor 4E binding protein 3 (gene Eif4ebp3). Gene Ontology annotation, biological process: negative regulation of translational initiation. The transcript has 3 exons. Gene Ontology annotation, molecular function: eukaryotic initiation factor 4E binding. The record is from RefSeq and is a predicted model, not a curated record. NCBI's taxonomy places the organism in Eukaryota, Metazoa, Chordata, Mammalia, Rodentia, Octodontidae. The coding region runs from base 100 to 402 and encodes 100 amino acids. Gene Ontology annotation, cellular component: cytoplasm.
GCCUUCACCGCACGUGGUCGGUGGAGUCCGCCUGGGACUCAAAGCAGUGCCCCUCGUCUGCAGCACCAGCUGGUUUCUUUCCUGCUCCUAUCGCUCGCAAUGUCCACGUCCACGAGCUGCCCUAUUCCAGGGGGUCGGGACCGGCUGCCUGACUUCUACAGCACCACGCCGGGGGGCACGUUGUAUGCCACGACCCCAGGAGGCACCAGGAUCAUCUACGACAGAAAGUUCCUGCUGGAAUGCAAGAACUCACCCAUUGCCCGGACACCCCCCUGCUGCCUCCCUCAGAUUCCCGGGGUCACAACUCCAACUGUCCCACCCUCCAAGCUGGAGUUGCUGAAGGAGCAGAAGGAGACAGAGGAAGAGAUACUCGAUGAUGCACAGUUUGAAAUGGACAUCUAACCCUGUACAGAUGACCAUGUGUACGGAGUUAUAGAGGGAUCCCUCAUGCCGCUGCUGCCACCACCUCUUCCUGGGGCCUCAUCUAAUCGGGAAAGGGAUGACUUGGUUCUGGACCUCCUUUAUUUCUAAGGCAGCUAGACCAGAGAUGGGAGCAGGCAACUUGCCAGGCCCUUGGCUCUCUUUGGUCUGUGGGUCCUCACCCUAAACCCCAGCGCUCCAUGCUCAGGCCUGGGACUAGGGGAGAGUGUGUGUCACUUUUGGGCUGCUUAGUAAACAUUCAAAGAAAUGUCUUGGCUCCAUUGUUCUCAAUGUUGACCUCACCUCAGCCACAAAGCUGAGGGCCUCGGUAGACCUAGUUAAGAGGACUCUGAUCUGUUCCCAGUUUCCCCUGGGCCUACUUCUAGUAGUAAUUAUUGCCUAAGGCAAGCUAUAGGUGUUGCCAAACCAAACAACAAUAGCCUGUCCUUCCAGCUGCUGUUUCUCUUGAGGAAGCAGCCUUCCUGGAAUUAGGCCUCCUUUUCCCUGUGGCCCCUCUUCUAUCCAUUCUUAAGCAGGACUCCUGAAGGAAAGGUGUUGUCCUAGGAUAUGGACAUCCUGUCUCCCCUUGCCGGUGCCUCUUUCCUUUUGGUACCAAUUCUCGUUCUAACACUGAAAAGCCUGUACCCUUCCUUCUCACAGCAUAGCUCAUCAUGACCACCCCCCAACCAAGUUAUGUUCAGAGUUGCAACAUUAGGGCCCACACUGGCACUCAAAAUUAGCAGCUUGCUUGGUCAGAUAAACAGUCAUGAUUCCAAAUCACAGUACUGUGGUAUUUUUCUCCUUCAAUUUAUAUAGCAGGCACUGGGCAUGGUGGUGCAUGUCUGUAAGAAGAUCACUGCAAGUUUAAAGACAAGUAGUGAGUUCAAAGCCAGCCUGAACUGCACAAUAACACUGUCUCAACCCUUCCCCCUGCCAAAUUUAUACAAUAGAUAAUCCCACACUAAUUUUACUCUAGCAUCUAUAUACCUCAAAGAUGAUACAGUGCAAAAAGGAAUCUUGGCUGGGUGUGAUAGCUCAUGCAUAUAAUCCUACUACUCAGAAGGCUGAAACAGGAAGAUCAUUGAGAAUGAGGCCAAUAU